CAAGAUCACAACAAUAAAAGCGAAUUUGUGUCACGGUGUAAAUAGGUAAACUUCAGAUUUAAAACCAAUUACCAAAUUCUAUGUCCGCCAAUAAAAAAAAAAUGAGUUUCCAGGUUUCCAUCUGAAUGUGGGAUGUCUGGCAACCCUGGUGCAUGAGCGACAGUGCUACAGUCUAACCAGCGUUACCACUCAACGAUCAACGAUUGUACAGGUACCGGGUAGGGAUACGGAAAACAGAGUAAUCAAAGUAAUCAUUUCGUGCUCGGAUUGGUACUCGUUACUUCGGGUAUCUAUGAGUAACGAGUACUCGAGUUUCGUAUGAUUACUCUUUCAACACCACUAGUUGUCACCCCAGCUGUCAAACCGAUGCGUCAUGAGUCAGUCGCUGAAAAUUUCUCCUAGGGAAUUUUAAUAAAUUUUAGUGUAUGUGUUUUGUGAAAUUUAGUAAUAACAUGAGUAAAUAUUGGUGAGAUGUGUAGUUUAUUUAUUGUGUUAUCAUAUGGGCUUGGCUGAGAGCUAACAGAUGUAUCAAACAGCUAUAUUCUUCCGACAAUGAUGUGAAUACCACAACGAACACCAUGGUUGAAAUGAUAGUAGAAUACGACUACACUGCCAAAGAGCCUGACGAGCUCACCAUCAAAAAGGGCGACAUUAUAAAAGAUGUUGUGAAGAAGCAGGGAGGCUGGUGGCAAGGAGUGCUUAAAGACAAGAAGGGCAUGUUCCCAGAUAACUUUGUCAGGCCUAUGGACUCCUCCUCUGUAGUGAUGCGAAACAAAAAAGACGUGUCGCGAAUUAGACAAUGCAGGGUGAUCUUCUCCUACAGUCCUGAUCAUGAAGAUGAGUUGAGCCUGAAUGUAGGUGACAUCAUCGAUAUUAUUGGUGAGGAAGAGGAGGGAUGGUGGAGAGGUACGUUGAAUGGAAAGGAAGGCGUUUUUCCAUCCAACUUUGUGGAAGAAAUUGUGCCACAACCUAAGCCUAGCACAAGGGAAGAUUUGAAUAGUAUUAAUCAUAGUUCUAGUGAUGAGAAAGUUCCAAAAUUACCCCAUAAACCUGCCAAGCAAUUCUGUGAAGUUAAGUAUCCCUACAAGGCACAAAAUGAUGAUGAGUUAACCCUGAAAGAAGGCGAUAUAGUUACAUUAGUAAGUAAAGAAAGUCAGGACCCCGGUUGGUGGCGAGGUGAACUAAAUGGUAAAGUCGGAGUGUUUCCUGAUAAUUUUGUGAUCCUACUGCCUGGACUAGAUGGAGUUAAAGAAGAUAAAAAAUCGCCUAGAAUAGUCACAGAAACAGGUGCCAUCAAGCCUAGCUCUAUAGCCUCACAACGUAAAUCACUGGAAGUGAAAUCGCCUGCCAUCGAUGCCAAGCCAUCUCCAGAGCCUAAGCCAGACCUCAGCCCUUCUAGUACUAGCGUAAAAACUCCGCCUGUGCCAAGCAAAAAGCCUCUAGUUUCACUUAAGAAGUCUCCCUCUGGCAGCUCCGGAAGUUCGGGAAUUUUUUCGGAAAUCCGGAGAAAGGUUGGGAAGUUGGCUGAUGCUGUGGAUGGAGCUGCAAGUAGUAAAAGUUCAAAAGCGUCCGCGGAAAAGGAAGAGGGUAAAGACGAUAAUGCUUUUGAUCAAGUGGAGCGCAAACAGUUACUUACAGACGUUAGAGCUACCAGAGUCAAAGCACCAGGACGUCGUCCGCCGUCGUCCUUCCACAAGGAGGAGGAAUCGUCAAUACCAAACGGCAAUGCAGAACAUUUGCUUGACUCCACGGAAUCUCAUCAUACUUCCGAAUCCGAAGGGGAAAAAUCACGACUGAAGGACUGGGAGCGGGGAAGUUCCUCUAUAGACAAUGCUGAUGGGGAAAAACCUAAGCUGCGCGAAUGGGAGAAGCAUAAAGCGCCAUGGUUAGAAGAAAUGAAACUAAACCAGGCCAAAAGGAGCUCCACGUCGCCUGGGAGGGAAGCGUCAGCUUUGCGGCUUACCCCAGCCGAAGCACCUGCUGCUGCCCUGCCCGUCGAGGAAGCUAAGACUUCUGUUGGUGAAAAGGAGCACGUUGAAAGCCCCUCAAAAUCGACAUCCCCGACGGACUCGACCGCUUCAGUCUCUCACCCAACCACGCCACCGUUCGUCCCGUUGCACUUGAAACCGAAGACUUCGCCGCAAGCUGAGGCCGCCGUUCGUACGAAGACUCCUCACAGCGUGACCGCAGCGCACAGGCACUCGACCGGAUCCCCUGUAUCUGCCGCGGCGGGCAAGGAUGCGCCCAAGGAGCAGCCUGUUCGCCUACAGAAGGAGCCUAAGCCGUUGGCCCCAUCGCCGCCCAAGGCGCUGCCCUUUAACGCGAUUCCGUCGAACGCACCAGCACAGAAACAGGAAAGCGAUCCAGACUCGCCAGCAGCUAUCACCGGCCGCCAGUACGCAGACCUGCUGGACAGGCUGCAAAGGCUCGAGCAGACAGUGGAGAAGCAAGCGCAAGCGAUCGAAGAGCUGCGCUACAAGCUGCAGGUGGAGACGGAUAUGCGCAUGAUGCUACAGGAGAGGGUGUCACAGGACGUGAACGUGUGAUGGCUUGCACGACGGUGUUUGCUUUCCGAAUGGAGGUACAAUCUUUUGUUUAGCGGCGAUGAACGGAUGUACAGGGUCGUGGUUCAUGAAUAACUCAAAACCUAGGAGUCAGAUUCAUAGAUAGAGAGCUUCCUUGAGGCGUGAGAAUUCUUUGGAAUCGUGAGCGUCCUUUGUAAUAUUUUCCAUAAAAGUAUUAUUUGGUACCUGCAUCAAAUAGGACAAAAGAAAAGUUAACAUUGGAUACUGAUGAAAAAAACUAAAUUAUGGUUUAGUGUGAAUUUGCUUUAUACUGUCAUUGGUUAUUGAUCAAAUAUUAAUGUGAUUUUUGUGGAUGUCCAAUUGUAUGCUGUCCUAUAAACCCUAUUCAAUUUGCUAGCUGGUAAAACUGUCAUAGCAUUUAUUAAUAGUUGCUAUAUACUUAAGCAAGUGAUUGUAGCUCCAUUCAAGAAGCAGACAUAACACAUAUGAAUUCAUUUAAGCGGUGUAUAGUCCAGACCUUGUACUAGUAGCCGUUACGGCAAGUCGAUAAGAUUUUUUUACCUUUUAGCCUAAUUUUGUUAAAUUUAUAUUGUAUAAAUAAGCACAGAAAAGUUAUAAAACACAAGCAAACGGAUAUCAGCUUGGUAAUUUUAGCCUUUUUUCAAAAAUCUACAUAUAUUUACAAGUAUUUAUUUUGCAUUUUAACAAAUGUCAAUUCGUUUUUAGCUAUUUAUGAUAAAUAUAUUUUUAUACAUAUUGAAGGAAAAGCGGUAAGUGAUCGGGAAUGUUCCCUUAUUGAAAUAUUUGCUGUAACAGAAAAUGAGUGAGACUUGCAUUUUACUGAAAUGGUCUCACAAGUCACAAAUAUACAGAGGUUUAAAUAUGCUUAGAUAUGUCAUCCUUUACCAAACAUCAGUAUUGAUCCAACAAUAAAACAGUUACAUUUUUUUUUUAUAUUUGUACAAUGAUCUUGGAAAAAACAAUCUGAGAAUUUAAAAAAAUUGAAAUUUGGAGAAAAUUUGAAUUUGAAAAUUGGGGAAAUAUUUGAAAAAUUCGAAAAUAUGGAAAAUAAUUUGAAGAUUUGGGAUUUUGAUAGAAAUUUAGUAAUUUUGAAAAAAAUAGAAAUAUUAGAAUUUGGAAAUAAAUUUAGAUUUAUUGUAAAAUAUAUAAAAUAUACCAAAAAUCGACGCUUUUGAUUAUACUUUUGUUGAUUUGAAACUAAAAAUUCAUAAAAAAAUAGUUUUAAAAACUAAAAAACACGCUUCAAUAGCAAAUCGAACUAAAAAGUAGAAAAUAAUUUUCAAGUAUAGGAGAGUUUGUGAUACUGCAAUAGAAAGUCCGACAAUCAAGUAUGAUUAAUGAAUUUGGAAUAAUAAUAAUAAUAAUAUUUAUUUACUCUAAAAUACAGGGAACAUGAAACGAGUAAAUAAAUAUAAUAUAUCCAUAGGAGGACAACGCCUGUGCAUGGAUCAUAUGUAUGUUGAAUUGCAAAAUAUAAUAAAAUAGAGAGAAAAAAGAAAAUAUUGGUAAGAAUGGUAGAGCAUUUAUUGUGUAAUAUUUGAGAUUAUUUUAUUAAUUUGAUUUCUCCC
Molecule: messenger RNA, 4114 nt
Organism: Acanthoscelides obtectus
Lineage: Eukaryota; Metazoa; Arthropoda; Insecta; Coleoptera; Chrysomelidae
Source: the annotation of a GenBank genome assembly